AUGGGCCUCCGUAGACACGACCCGGAGAGCCCCGAUGAAAGGACGGGAUUGGUUGGCAUUCACGAUGUGCUCAACACCAUAGCGCAGGAACCAUCUUUAACGGUCUGGGUCGGCAGUGAGCUGCCUGUUCCGACCCCGCGCAUCCACUUGCCCGCGAUGGCCGCCGCACAGGACCUCCCCAUGGAUCUCCCCAUAAUCGAUCUCGACGUCUUUCUCAACGAGCCCCGCGACUCCGCUGCAGUCCGCGAUGAGUGCCAAAAGGCCGCGACUGCCCUCAUCACCUAUGGCGCGCUCGUGCUGCACGACUCCCGAGUCGCCGAAUCAGACAACACUACUUUCCUCGACUUGCUUGAGGACUACUUUGCCCAGCCGACUGAAGAGCUCAAGAAGGAUGAGCGUCCGGAGCUAAGCUACCAAAUCGGUGUCACUCUUGAGGAUACAGAAAAGCCCAAAUGUGCAGUAGACGAGCCCUGCCUGAAGGUCAUCGAGCGCCUGGCGGAAACCGAGCGCCCUCUCGAUAUCACAGCACACGACCCCGACCCAAAGUGUCGUUUCUUCUGGCGCAUGGCCGAGAACCCCCCGUACGAGACCGAGUUCCCCGGGCUCAACGCCCCCAAUGUCGUCCCCGAAGCUCCGCACAUCCGUGAGCGUUGGCCUCCUGCCAUGGACAAGUGGGGAACCUCAAUGAAGCAAGCCGUUACGGGCCUGGCAGAGAUGGCGGCGGUCGGUUUGGGUCUCCCUGCCGAUGCUUUCAGCUCUGCUGGCAAGUACGGGCCUCACCUUCUCGCACCAACGGCUUCUGACUUGGUCAAAUACGGCAAGCAGGACACCAUUCUCGCCGGUUUCCACACAGACCUGAACUUCCUGACCAUUCACGGGCGUUCUCGGUAUCCAGGCCUGCACAUCUGGGCGCGCAACACGGGAAAGAAGAUUGCCGUCAAGAUUCCUGAGGGCAACUACUUGCUCGUCCAAGCCGGAAAGCAGUUGGAGCACUUGACGGGCGGGCUCAUCAAGGCAGGCUUCCACGAGGUCGUGGUGAAUGAAAAGACACUGGCCGUGAUCGAGCGCCGCAAAGCCGAGCUCCCCGAUCGCCCGCUCGUCCGCAUCUCGUCCACGUUCUUCUGGCACUUGUCAUCGGACCACGAUCUCACUCCUAUCCCUCAGCUGUCGGAGCAGGCACAAAAGGUUAGGGCUGAGCAAUUCAACCUGGGCAGGGACGAGGGCGAGGAGGUUACGUAUGCGCCCAUGAAGGUGGGACAGCAGGUGCAAGAGGAGCUCAAGCACAUUGCUCUGAUGACAUGA
Colletotrichum lupini is the source of this 1302-nucleotide messenger RNA. RefSeq lists its product as uncharacterized. The record is from RefSeq and is a predicted model, not a curated record. NCBI's taxonomy places the organism in Eukaryota, Fungi, Ascomycota, Sordariomycetes, Glomerellales, Glomerellaceae. Bases 1 to 1302 code for a protein of 433 amino acids. The transcript is spliced from 3 exons. Gene Ontology annotation, molecular function: dioxygenase activity.